AUGUCCGAAGGUCAACUGGGACGAAUGCAUUGGACGGGGAGAGUCUCUCUGCAUAACGAGCAUCUCAUGCAAGAUUUUAAUAACCGAUGGCACCGGUGCUUUGCGGCGUGUGUUGCCUGUCCAUCGGGAUUUCUCUCCGAUUUGCCUUUUCAAGUAACUACCACAAACAAUGCACCACUUGCCAAUGGGAGUAUUAUUACAUUAGAAGGAGAAGUUAUCAGUCAAAACGAUGGCACAAUGACUGUGGUUAUAGUUGGCAAGAACAUUACUACUUUGAAUGAGUCCCGCCCAUUGCAACCGACUUUGGGAUUAAAUGUCAUCAAUGUGGCACAAAUCACCUUUACAAACACGUAA
Molecule: messenger RNA, 354 nt
Organism: Melampsora larici-populina 98AG31
Lineage: Eukaryota; Fungi; Basidiomycota; Pucciniomycetes; Pucciniales; Melampsoraceae
Exons: 3
Coding region: 1-354 (117 amino acids)
Source: RefSeq, a predicted model, not a curated record